AGUUAAGUAAAUUUCUUUAUUCCACACUCUGAAGCCAUAAAAUACUAAUAACUAAUUAAUCACUAAUUUAUUUAAUCACCAAUUAAUAUUGAAAUCGGUUGUUAUUAAGGAAGAAAACCGUAAUAUUAGGAAUAGCACGACUGCUGCCCGUGUGCUCAGGUAAAACCUAGAAGGGUCUGCCACCCAUCCAUUAACAGCGGUUAUAGGAAGCAACAGAGUGGGGGCAGGGCCCAGCCGGCACACGCUUCAGUUUAUAUUUCUUGUCAGUUAAUUUCCAAAAACGUUUUUCUAAAAAGGAGAUAUAAUACUGUUUUAGUUUAAGGAGCAAAUCUCAAAUGUGCUUUGAAACGACUACGCUUUUCCCUCAGUCUGGAAUGUGAUUUUAAAUCUAGCUUAACUAUACUAUAAUAAAAGGCCACAUGAAAAUACUUUGUCAGAACGAAAAACACGCCGCCUUAAAUCCGCUUUCGGUUGGCGGUUUCCCGCCAGUGGAACGGAAGCAAAACCGCCUUUGACGUCAAGGGAGGAGUCCCCUCCCGGUUACUACGGUGAAGUCUAUGCGGCCAUCUUUACUGUGGUCAUUUCGUACCAGGCGUGUCGUAGUGGGGCUGUUAGAGCCCCACAGAAAGUCAGCGGAACGUAAAAUGGGAAAGGAAUCAUGCGACUCUGUAAUAAGAAGCUGACAGAACCACGAAGGAUCAGGGACUGAAAGCAUUAGAUAAGUUGUUAGUGGGAUGCAGGUUCCACAGGCAAGCGGAACGAUUCAAGCGAAUUAGUAAAGUUUCUGCCCGGAUCUUGAAAGCCGCUUCCGUUGCUCAGCGGAAGUGUCGGUCGCAAGAGGACAGACGCCUCGAAGAAUCCGCUAUCGGCUGUCUGCACAACCGGAAUCAUGUCGAGUUUGGCGGUGAGAGACCCGGCAAUGGAUCGAUCACUGCGUUCCGUGUUCGUGGGGAACAUUCCGUAUGAGGCAACUGAGGAGCAGUUAAAGGACAUUUUCUCGGAGGUUGGUUCUGUUGUCAGUUUCCGGCUGGUAUACGAUAGAGAGACGGGAAAACCCAAGGGCUAUGGCUUCUGCGAAUACCAAGACCAGGAGACCGCGCUUAGUGCCAUGCGGAACCUCAAUGGGCGGGAGUUCAGUGGGAGAGCGCUUCGGGUGGACAAUGCUGCCAGUGAAAAGAAUAAGGAGGAGUUAAAGAGCCUCGGGCCUGCAGCGCCCAUUAUUGACUCACCCUAUGGGGAUCCCAUCGAUCCAGAAGAUGCCCCUGAAUCGAUUACCAGAGCAGUAGCCAGUCUCCCCCCGGAGCAGAUGUUUGAGCUGAUGAAGCAGAUGAAGCUCUGUGUCCAAAACAGCCACCAGGAAGCUCGAAACAUGUUACUUCAAAAUCCGCAACUGGCUUAUGCGCUGUUGCAGGCACAAGUAGUGAUGAGAAUCAUGGAUCCAGAGAUUGCUCUGAAAAUUCUGCAUCGGAAGAUACAUGUCACACCACUGAUCCCAGGCAAAUCUCAGUCUGUGUCUGUCUCUGGCCCUGGCCCUGGCCCUGGCCCUGGUCCUGGCCCUGGCCCUGGGCUCUGCCCAGGACCUAAUGUUCUGCUGAACCAGCAGAAUCCUCCAGCUCCUCAGCCUCAGCAUUUGGCUAGAAGACCUGUGAAGGACAUUCCUCCUCUGAUGCAGACUCCUAUCCAGGGUGGAAUUCCAGCUCCAGGGCCAAUACCAGCUGCAGUUCCCGGAGCUGGUCCUGGUUCCUUAACUCCUGGAGGAGCAAUGCAGCCCCAACUUGGAAUGCCAGGGGUUGGCCCAGUGCCUUUAGAGCGGGGACAAGUGCAGAUGUCAGAUCCUAGAGCUCCUAUACCUCGUGGACCCAUGACUCCUGGUGGUCUGCCUCCUCGAGGACUGUUAGGAGAUGCUCCAAAUGACCCACGUGGAGGGACUUUGCUUUCAGUCACUGGAGAAGUGGAGCCCAGAGGUUAUCUGGGUCCACCCCAUCAGGGUCCCCCCAUGCAUCAUGCCUCUGGUCAUGACACUCGUGGCCCUUCCUCACAUGAGAUGAGGGGAGGGCCAUUAGGAGAUCCCAGACUGCUAAUUGGAGAGCCCAGAGGCCCCAUGAUAGAUCAAAGGGGUCUACCUAUAGAUGGUAGAGGUAGUAGAGAUUCUCGAGCGAUGGAGACUCGCGCCAUGGAAACUGAGGUCUUAGAGACACGUGUAAUGGAGAGGAGAGGAAUGGAGACCUGUGCGAUGGAAACCAGAGGGAUGGAAGCAAGAGGCAUGGAUGCAAGAGGAUUGGAGAUGAGGGGCCCUGUCCCCAGUUCAAGAGGCCCUAUGACUGGUGGAAUUCAGGGUCCUGGUCCCAUUAAUAUAGGGGCAGGUGGCCCUCCUCAGGGACCCAGACAGGUCCCAGGCAUUUCAGGGGUGGGGAAUCCUGGAGCUGGUAUGCAGGGUACAGGCAUACAAGGAGCAGGCAUGCAGGGAGCAGGUAUACAAGGAGGAGGGAUGCAGGGGGCAGGCAUACAAGGAGUCAGUAUACAAGGAGGAGGUAUACAGGGGGCAAGCAAGCAAGGUGGAAGCCAGCCUAGCAGUUUUAGUCCUGGGCAGAGCCAGGUCACUCCACAGGAUCAGGAAAAGGCAGCUUUGAUCAUGCAGGUUCUUCAACUGACUGCAGAUCAGAUUGCCAUGCUGCCCCCUGAGCAAAGGCAGAGUAUCCUGAUUUUAAAGGAACAAAUCCAGAAAUCCACUGGAGCUUCUUGAAAGGUUUUAGAAAAUAUUUGGCUGUAGUCUCAAAGUUUAUUCUGUAGCAUGGAGAAUGGGUGCAAAAAGCUGACUUCUGCAUCCCCACACUUGGAUUAGGGUUUCCCUCCUCCUAGAACCUAAUCUUAUUUUUUGUUCUUUUUCUUUCUUUCUGUUUUCCUUUUUUUUAAUUGAGGGUGGGGGGAGGAGGGAGUGCGUCUGUUCACUUUAAGUUACUUUAAAAUAACUCUGAACAUGAUUAUAUUAUGCCAAAUAAGAUUACAAAGAAUAAGCAGCAAUAUUGAAAUGUCUACAGUAUGUUAACUACAUUUUUUAAAUGUCGAGUAAAACUUUGCGAAAACUGCUCAUAAAGACUAAAAGUUGACCUGUUAAAACGUUAAUGUACUAAGAUAGUUUUAAGAUUUUUGGUUGUAUAACAAAAUAAAAGUUUACCCAAAAGUAUAAGAUACAUUUUUUGGUAAACCACUUAAAAUACAAAAUCCUAUUUUGGAGGCAAUAGGAUAAGCAUUGUCUUAGUAUUUUAGAAUUAUUUUUGAAACAGAGUUAACAGGAUAAGGUUACACUUGUGUUAGAAUUGUUUUUUUCUAAAGUUAUGUUACCUGAAAAAUAAUCAAGGAGUGCACCUGAUUUACUGUUGCUUCAUUUAUCCCAUCCUUCAGAGACCAGCAAGGUUCUGCCAGGCCCCAAGCAUCUGAGCAUGAUGAUUUUGCUGUGACAAUUCUAAGAUCAACCAGGUUACUUAAGUCUGCUCUGAUGAAACCCAAUCUCUCAAUACCUUCCUAUUUCUCAAUAGUCUUUAAGCCCUAAAUCUGAGUCAGUAAUUCUCUAAAAAUCCUUCCCAAAAAUCAGUGUCUAGGGACCAGUUGAUCUAGAGUUAUAAAUGGUAUUUGACUUUUCAUAAGUAGUGGAAGGUUUCACUAAGUAAAGAUCUCAGUUUCUUAGUAUCUGACGUUUGUAUAUAGAUGGUGUCCAUUUGCUCAACCAGACAGGAGUUAACUUGUAUUAGAAUUGUUUUUUCUAAAGUUAUGUUACCUGAGAAAUUAAGGACUGCACCUGGUUUAAUGUUGCUUCACUUAUCCCACCCUACAGAGACCAGCAAGGUUCUGCCAGGCCUCGAGCAUCCAAGCAUGAUUUUGCUGUGACAAAUCUAAAAUCAACCAGGCUACUUAAGUCUGCUCUGAUGAAACCCAAUAAUCUCUCAAUACCUUCCUAUUUCUCAAUAGUCUUUAAACCCUAAAUGUGAGUCAGUAAUUCUCUUACAUCCUUCCCAAAAAUCAGUGUCUAGGGAUCAGUUGAUCUGGAUGAGUUAUACAUGAUAUUUGACUUUUCAUAAGUAGUGGAAGGUUUCACUAAGUAAAACUCUCAGUUUCUUGGUAUCUGGCUUUCUUAUACAGAUGGUGUCCAUUUGCUCCACCAGACAGGAGUUAAAAACCUUUAGACUAAAGAGCAUUUAACAUGCCUUUUAGUUUUCUUAUUUCAUAAUCUACUUUUCUAUCAUUAGUCAUCUUACCAGGAAUAAUCAAGGCCCAGGUAGGUAGAAGUUUUUAUAUAGCCUGAAUACUCACUUGACUUACUGCUCAUUUUACUUUUUGCAUGGAAUACAGCCAUUUAGUCCUAAUAUACAUACCAAUGAGACAAUUAAAAAUUCGUUGGAAGAUGGAGCUUAUCACAUUGUGCUACUACGACUUUAUUUUUUCUUGAAAAUAAAGCCUUGAGGAUGUGAACAUAAAUGUUGGUAUCAUAAAACAAGUAGUAAUAAAAGCAUAAAUUAUCAAAUAUCAGGUGAUCUUACUAUGGAGAAGAAAAACCAAUAUCUAGUUACAGAUGAAAAAAUGUUUAAUACAAAGAGCUGAAAAUGUAGAAAUUGAGUUAUCUUCCCUUUGCAAAAUUUUUACACUUUAAAUUAGUAAUUCUUUGUUUGCAAGGUUUUCAUCCCUAUGCUGUUGUUUUCUACUACCUCUUUUACUCUUGUUCAUACUGCUACUUUCCCAUGUUUCCUAUAUGCUUCCCCUAUAUUGGAGAGGAUAACUCGCCUUUACAUAUGCGAUAGUUAUGCUUAAUACUAAUUCACAGAGUUGGCUCAAUCACUUUUGAGAUUCUAGUUGCUUUAUCUCAAAGCUUUCACUGAAGGGCUGUAACUGAAAAUUAUUAAAUGUUAGUCUUUAGUCAAAUCUCUGCAUUGUUUAAUGCAGAAAAUAAAGAUACAAUUAAGGCUGA
Messenger RNA from Gorilla gorilla gorilla (western lowland gorilla), 4960 nucleotides. It is a transcript of the gene CSTF2T, whose product is annotated as cleavage stimulation factor subunit 2 tau variant. Gene Ontology annotation, cellular component: mRNA cleavage and polyadenylation specificity factor complex. Gene Ontology annotation, molecular function: mRNA binding. The transcript has a single exon. The coding region runs from base 890 to 2743 and encodes 617 amino acids. Gene Ontology annotation, biological process: mRNA 3'-end processing. NCBI's taxonomy places the organism in Eukaryota, Metazoa, Chordata, Mammalia, Primates, Hominidae. The record is from RefSeq and is a predicted model, not a curated record.